CCGUUAAUUCUCUUUCGUUAUCAUCAUGUGAUGACUGAGAUUUUCUUUUAUCAACUUGAAUUUAAUCUUUUCUAUUCGCUGAAAAGUGAAGGUGAAAAGAAAAUGGCUCAACGUGAAAUCUAAUGUUUAUUUCCACUUUACUCUAACCAGUGAAUAUGGAAAAAGAAUCAAUGAAAAGGUCUCAUGGUAAUAAGUUCUGGUGCUUAUGGCAAGCUUCAAAUGAGAUAAAUUAUCCAAACAAUCAACUUGGCUGGAAUGAUACUCUUUAUCGACGACUUUAUUCAACAAUUAAACGAUCUCGAUCAGAAUCAAAAUCAAUCGAUUCUGGAAGAAGAUCUAAACGAGGUCUUUUCUCUAAUAACUCAUCGCCCUUUUCAUCAUUCUCAUCAACAAACUCUAGCUCAUCUUUAUCAACCUCAUCCUCUUUCUCUGAUACCACAGAAACAUUAUCUUCAUCUUCAUCAUCCACCUCAUCACAUUCCCAUGGUGGAAUAUUCAACCUAAGUUUCACUCCCGAUGGAUCUUUAUUAUUAGCAGCGACCGAGGGAAAAGCGAUACUUGCUUACGAUCCAUAUACACACCAAUUGGUUAAAACAGUUCCCGAUGCCCAUGAUGCUGCUCUCAAUUACAUCAAAUUUUUAGAUGAUCGACUUUUCGCAACUUGUUCAGAUGAUUGUACUAUUGCCUUAUGGGAUCUCAGGAAUCUGUCAUCUAAAUUACGGACAUUGAGGGGACACUCGUAUUGGGUUAAGAAUGUUGAAUAUGAUACACGAACUCGAACCUUACUUAGCUCUGGAUAUGAUGGUUGUAUCUACAUGUGGGAUAUCAACAAAUAUGAUGCAACAUCAUUUGAUCAUCCAAACGGGAAUCCAAUCCAUUUUACAAAGCCUCUAUUUCUUUCCUGCCUAAUGAGAAUGAGAUUAACCCAUGAUAGCUCAAAAAUGAUAAUCUGCACCUCAGAGGGAUACAUUAUGAUUAUUCAUGAUUUAAGAUUAGAAAAAUUGGAAAAAGAUUUAGCUGGUUUCCAAUCUGAUCUCUAUCGGCUCAUGCAAAAGCGACAUUCAUGUGGAUUUGACUUUGGCUCCUGGUUUAAUCCACUUUUUACUACUCGACGUAACAGAAUUGAGUUGAUUUCAGAUUUUCCGCCCAAGAAUGAAUCGCAUUCUAUUUUUUCACUUGAUGUCCACCCACAUAACUGGUCAAUCAUAUCUCGUAAUAUAAGUAGGGAUGAAAACUCUGAAUGGACUUGUGUCCAUGACAUUCAAGGUGAUAAAUGGCCUUAUCAAACUGUUCCUAUCGAUGUACCUAAACAAGGUAUAUUUGUUAGCCAUCCAAGUACUCGAGUCACAAUCAUGUCCACCAAUUUAUCUUCAGACGUGACAGAAUCCGGAUCCAGUGGUACAAGAAACAUUGCUCAAGCAUUAAAUAGUCGCCUCUCCAAUCAGUCAUCAACAUUAUCGUCAACCCAAGACUCAAGUUCUGUAUCAACAGCAGCGUCUUCCUCUUCAACAGCACCAAUAACUCUCACAACAACAACAACAACAACAACUUCUACAUCAUCAUCUUCUUCCAACUCGGUACCCGAUCUUCACGUUAGUCCUGUGGUGAUAAUCAGUGCAAGAACAUUAAACCGUCGAGCUCAUGCAACCAUAUUAGCACCAAAUGCUAGUUACCGACAAAUUGAACCCGGUACUCAAGAUCCACCCAGAAUCUAUCGUAAUCUUGAUAGAUUAACACAUUACUGUGAAGAACUGAAUGUUGGACCAGGUUUCAUAAAGGAAUUGUGCUUCUCACCCGAUGGACGAAUAAUCUGUUCCCCAUACGAAUGUGGAAUCCGUUUUCUCUCAUUUAAUUCCAAUUGUAGUGAAAUGUCAUCGGCGACCAGUGAUAUACCUCAGCCAUUACACGAGCUUAAGACUAUCUCACAUCACUCAAAUCUCGUGGUGACAACAAAAUUUUCACCAAACAACUUUAUGUUAGCCUCUGGAUGCCUCGAGGGCAAGGUCAACUUUUAUCAACCUGCUUUGUAACAAUUGAAUUUGUUAAAUCAACGGGAGGUGAAAUUUUGAUACAAAUUCAACAAAUGGACAUAUUAUAAUUCAAUUAAUUUCUUUACUAAUUGAAUUGGUAAAUACCCGAUCUCUAUAUUGUAAUUAAUUAAUGAACGACAACUAAAUUUGUCAAAAGGAAAUUAUGAUUAUAAUUGCAAUUUAAAUUCUCCAACAACUCUAUGGUAAAUGGAAUUAACAUUCAAUCGCAAUUUCAACACGACAAUUUAUUCCCUGUUUGUUUAAAACAAUCACAUUUCGAUGGCAAAAGCUAAUUGCAAUUAAAACCUUUUCUCCAAGAUUAACAAAGUCAACAUAACAAAUAACGAUGACAAAAAUAUAAGACGAUUAAUUAAUUUAAUACACAUAACCAAUCAGGCAUUAAACUCAGUCAACUCUUUGUAUCUAAAAUGUUUAAUCAAGCUAAUUAAUUAGCUCUAAUUAACAUGAUAAAUGUAUAAAUAUUAUAUUAUAUAUACAAAGAUUAUCAUAACAGUUGAUUGUCUAACUGUUUUCACAAUCAAAUUGUUUUCAAAUUUAAUGUCACCUUGAUGAAACAAAAACAAAAAGUUCAACAAUCUCCUUUCAUUGAUUCAGUCAAUUUGAAGACAAAUUAAUACAAUCAACUGAAUUACAAUCAAAGGUGUCAAGAAAAUUGUAAUUUAAAUGUAUCAUAAUUUUCUUACAUUAAUCUAAUCCUGUCAAUGUUUAACAUACGAAAAAAAAAACUAUUGUAAUAUUAAUAUUUAACAAAACAAAAGCACGUAAGUGAAUUAAAAUGUUUCCAAUGAUAA
Messenger RNA from Panonychus citri (citrus red mite), 2842 nucleotides. Its product is annotated as DDB1- and CUL4-associated factor 10-like. Lineage: Eukaryota; Metazoa; Arthropoda; Arachnida; Trombidiformes; Tetranychidae. Gene Ontology annotation, molecular function: protein binding. The record is from RefSeq and is a predicted model, not a curated record. The transcript is spliced from 4 exons. Gene Ontology annotation, cellular component: Cul4-RING E3 ubiquitin ligase complex. Bases 156 to 2030 code for a protein of 624 amino acids.